AGAGGAGGAGGUGGAGGGAGGAGGGGGUGAUCUGUGGGACUGCAGCUUUUAGAAACAGACACACAACGAGCGGGGUUUCAUUCUCAGCCCAAAGCUUUGCUCAGGCACAGCCCAUUCUGGAGGAGAGGGGGACGCACCGCUCCGCCGUGUGUCCGUGUUGUUGUCAUCUCCGCCCCUAUCUGAUUAAACCCACAGAGCCCGCCGCUCCUCCGCGCCGUCACAUGCAAGAGAAGAGAGGGAUUUUUUUUUUCUCGGCCUCAAGAUUUCCAAGCGGACCCGUGGAGACUCCAGCUACUCUGCUUUGUGCCUCGCUCAUGAUGUCCUUUAAACACAGACAGUGAGCCGGUUUGAGUCAAUGUUGCUGCGUCCGGUGCGCUCUGCACACGCGUGGGUCAUGCUCCGCACCUGACAGCCCUUCUGCGCACUGCUCACCUCACACUUUCACCGGAGGAAAAACUUAAGAGUCGCCGCUCAAGAAGUUCCUCGCCGCUGCGGACUCGUCCCCACACGGACUGCUUUACACCAAAAUAUAGAAGUCCUCAUUUUUUUUUACCCCUACAAAGCUGCACUACCAAGGCGAAACGGCGACCUCAGUCGAUUACCUUUCUUUCCUUUGCUAUCCCAUGGAUAUUCACUGCAAAGCAGACCCCUUCUCGGCGAUGCACCUAUCCCACGCAGGGCAUGGCGGUGUGAACCAGCUCGGCGGGGUGUUCGUGAAUGGCAGACCCCUCCCGGACGUGGUGCGGCAGCGGAUCGUGGAGCUGGCCCACCAGGGCGUCCGGCCCUGCGACAUCUCCAGACAGCUACGGGUCAGUCACGGCUGUGUCAGCAAAAUCCUCGGCAGGUACUAUGAAACCGGCAGUAUUAAACCCGGAGUCAUCGGUGGCUCCAAACCAAAGGUCGCAACUCCGAAGGUGGUGGAUAAAAUAGCAGAUUACAAGCGCCAGAACCCGACCAUGUUCGCCUGGGAGAUCAGGGACCGACUACUGGCUGAGGGCGUCUGCGACAACGACACGGUCCCCAGCGUCUCCUCCAUCAACAGGAUUAUCCGCACCAAAGUCCAGCAGCAAUUCCACCCGUCCCCCGACGGAUCUGUUACGCCGCUCUCCACGCCCGGCCACACCAUAGUGCCCAGCACAGCCUCCCCCCCUGUGACCAGCGCCUCCAACGAUCCCGUAGGAUCCUAUUCCAUCAACGGCAUUCUGGGUAUCCCUCGCUCCAACGGCGAGAAGAGGAAACGAGAUGAAGUUCUCUGGAGUGGCAACCACUUGGAUGGAAGGAAAAUAGGACAUUAUGGCUCUGAUGGCUCAGGUCCCGGCAGCGACUCUCAGGGCAGUGUGGAGAGUUUAAGGAAGCAUCUGCGAGCAGAUGCCUUCACCCAGCAGCAGCUGGAGGCCCUGGACCGUGUGUUUGAACGUCCAUCUUACCCUGAUGUCUUUCCCACUUCAGAACACAUCAAACCUGAGCAGGCAAAUGAGUACUCUCUCCCGUCCCUGAACGCUGGCCUGGAAGACGUGAAGCCAAGCCUCUCCACCAGCGCCAGCUCCGACCUCGCCUCCAGUGUGUCCCAGAGCUACUCUGUUGUGACAGGUCGAGACAUGGCCAGUACCACCUUACCUGGCUACCCGCCUCAUGUCCCCCCAACAGGACAAGGCAGCUACCCCACCUCCACACUUGCUGGAAUGGUUCCUGGAGGGGACUUUUCUGGAAACCCUUACUCUCAUCCACAGUACACCACUUACAAUGAAGCUUGGCGGUUCAGCAAUCCAGCAUUACUAAGUUCCCCUUAUUAUUAUAGUGCCGCAUCCCGUGGCUCCGCACCUCCCACUGCUGCCACUGCCUAUGACCGCCACUAGUUACUACGGGGAGCAGCUCAAACUGCAGGGCCAGGGCUUCGGCCUCCAUAUUGUCCCCGUCUGAGAAACACUGCGGUCAAGGGAAAGUGAGGCGGAGUCCUAAAGGAAACACCCCCCCC
Messenger RNA from Paralichthys olivaceus (Japanese flounder), 1975 nucleotides. RefSeq names its product paired box 2a (gene pax2a). Gene Ontology annotation, biological process: regulation of transcription by RNA polymerase II; anatomical structure development. Gene Ontology annotation, molecular function: RNA polymerase II cis-regulatory region sequence-specific DNA binding; DNA-binding transcription factor activity, RNA polymerase II-specific. The record is from RefSeq and is a predicted model, not a curated record. NCBI's taxonomy places the organism in Eukaryota, Metazoa, Chordata, Actinopteri, Pleuronectiformes, Paralichthyidae.